UAUAAAAUAAUAAAAAUAUAUAAUUGUGACUAGAACUUAUUAAGUGUAAUAGCUAACUGAUACAAUAGAAAUUUUCCUAAACAACUCUAAACAAAAAACUUACAAUCUCCUUCAAAAAGGCAUGAUAUUAUAUUCAAAAUAUUAUCUUUAAAAUAUAUAUCAGAUGUUUACGUACUUUUUAAUAAUACAAGUACUAUCGAGUUUUGUAUUUUUCAUUCAGUAACGAAUCUCAGUUAUUCACUGAUGGUUAGCUACUCCAAAUAUGCUGUAAGAAACGUAAAAGUCAAGAAUAAUUGCUGGUUCUGUUGAUACAACAAUCUUCAAGAUGGAUCUAAACAACAUAAGGGAGCAAAAGAAUGACACUCAAAAUAUUGAUAAAGGAAUAAUGGAGCUUGGUGACACAAAAUAUCGAGAAAAUGGCACUGAGAUUGUUAAUAAAGGUCCAAAAUUUGGAGCUAGACAUGUCCAAACUUUCCUCAUGUUCUUGCUCUUAGCUGUUGGCUACGCCAUGAGAGUUAACUUGUCCGUUGGAAUAGUUGCCAUGACAGACAAUACCAGUACACCUAAUCCAGAUAUACCUACGUACCACUGGACAAACAAAAGCUUUAUUUUGUCCACAUUCUUUAUGGGAUACGUGACUCUACAAAUUUUUGCCGGUGAAUUGGGCAAGAAAUAUGGCCCUAAAUGGUUUUUGGUAGGUGCCAUGGUGAUAAAUUCACUUGGAUGUAUGCUGACACCUAUAAUGGCAGAACUAUACGACUACUAUGGUGUUAUUGGAUGCAGAGUAGUCCAAGGGAUAUUCCAAGGGUUUUUCUUUCCAUCAGUUCAUAAUAUAUUAGGGAAAUGGGCUCCAGAAGAUGAAAGAUCUACAUUAGGAAACAUUAUAUUUACAGGUGUUGCAUUUGGUACCAUCUUCGCCAUGCCAGUGACUGGUGUCAUUUCAGCCUCCUGGGCAGGAUGGCCGGCGGCAUUUUACUUCUUCGGUGGUGUCGGAUUGGGUUGGUGCGUGCUGUGGAUUAUAUGGGGACGAAACAGUCCAGCCGAUGACAAAACGAUAACUCCAGAAGAGAAAUAUUAUAUUGAAUCGUCGCUUAAAAAUACAGGAGAUAAAAAGCCGCCUAAAACUCCAUGGAAGGAAAUCUUAACGUCAAUGCCUGUAUGGGCAAUAGUUGUGGCAAAUUUCGGACAAAAUUGGGGAUACUCGGCUCUUCUGACCGAAAUAUCAAAUUAUUUGAAUAAAGUUUGUGGUCAGGAUGUUUCAAGUAGUUCUUGGUUAUCAGCUGCACCAUACCUAGCUCUCUUCAUCCUAGGAAUGACGUUUGGCCCUAUAGCUGAUUGGCUUAUAGUCAAAAACUACCUCUCGGCAACUAACACGAGAAAACUGAUGAACACAAUAGGGACUUUUGGGCCAGCUAUUGCCCUUGCCGUCCUUGGUUAUAUACCAAAAGAAAAUAUCUUUUUGAUUGAAACACUCUUAAUUAUUGCUGUUGGUAUCAACGCAGCUGUUUGGUGUGGUUUCCAGGUGAAUCACGUGGAUUUAUCACCGAAGUUUUCAGGAAUUUUGAUGGGACUGGGAAAUGGAUCAUCGAAUAUAUUCUCCAUUGUAUCCCCUAACAUAGUGGGGGCUAUUGUUACUCAUGAAACAGAUCCAACGCAGUGGCGAACAGUUUUCUUAAUAGCAGCCGCUAUAUACAUCUUAUCGGAUAUAUUUUUCGUUAUUUACGCAAAAGGAGAACGACAAUGGUGGGAUAGCUUAGGAGAUGAAGAGGAGACUACCGAAAGUGAUUCCCAAUUUCAAGAGAUCAAAUUGGAGAGAGAAUCUUGAUUAGUAUUUAUAUGUAUUAAAUAGUGUUUUUUUAUAAUAAGACUUUGUACUAUAUUAAAUAAUAUAUCUUCUUUUAUA
Sitophilus oryzae (rice weevil) is the source of this 1903-nucleotide messenger RNA. Its product is annotated as putative inorganic phosphate cotransporter. Bases 326 to 1825 code for a protein of 499 amino acids. The transcript is spliced from 10 exons. Gene Ontology annotation, cellular component: plasma membrane. Gene Ontology annotation, biological process: transmembrane transport; monoatomic anion transport. Gene Ontology annotation, molecular function: transmembrane transporter activity. The record is from RefSeq and is a predicted model, not a curated record. NCBI's taxonomy places the organism in Eukaryota, Metazoa, Arthropoda, Insecta, Coleoptera, Curculionidae.